CUGAUGAAGGCUGGUGUCCGUGGUAAAGCCCGAUCUACAACCAGCAGCAGAACACACGGCAGAUCCAGAUCGGAAUAUCCUAUUGCCGCAACUGGGAGGACACAUAAAGACGGUCGUCGACCUAGAGUAGGGAUCUUCAUACAGCCACCAGGUUCUACCGAACCCUAUAGAACUCAUCUUCGAGUCAAUUUAAGAUUCCUGAAGGUCAUCGAGCAGGCCAACAAAUACUAUGCAACUUUGUCAGAAAUCGACGGGUCGCGGGGACAGGUUGAUAAAGCCAAUAAGUUUCUGAGGAAAGCUUUGAGAGCAAUCGACUUAGGGGAUAAAUUCGAUUCAGUCGCACCCAAAGGUGACUUUGUACAUAAAACGCAAAGGUACAUGGCACCCGCGUUCCUUUGGCAAGGCCACAGCGCGGCUGAAACGACUGGUAUAUCGGCCGAAGGCUUUAUAUUCCAAGGUGAGGUCAUAACCCAGGGAAGUAACCAUUUCGGAGUGGCCUUGGGGGGACAUUUCCGUUUCGAUAACAGAGAACCUAAGGUAGGUGCUUCCGUGCCAAAUACCAUGACGCCAAAAGGCGGACAGAAGCCGUACGGUGGCAUGCGAGGUGGUGCUGACCCAGCGCCAAAACGCGCCUCGCUCGAGGCCCUGAAGGAUGGUUAUAACAUCCAUUGGACAACCCCGGCAGAUGAAUGGGCACGGCUUAUAGAGGACGCGCAACUGCGAAUCCAUGAUCUACCAGACAAUAUAGACGAUCUUGAACCGAAACAACCUCUAAUGUAUCCUUCAAACGAUAUGGGCGAAGACCUACGUUCCAAACACGUUCACGACUUCCGACAAGUUCUAAAUGAACUCCAGCCGAUUGUGGAAGAAAUUAAGGGAGCAAGGACUACUCGUGUGAGACUUGUAGAAAUUUUGAAAGAUGUCUCGUCACGAAUCGACACCGCUAGAAUCGACUCGCAAUUGUUUAUAACGAGCUUCAUAAGAAAGGAAAUAUAUGCCAAAGCCCGGUUUAAUAUUGGAACCAGACAGAACGGGAACGAGGAAUUCCGAGGCGCGCUAGAAACAGUCUUUGAGUGGCGGGCGCUAUAUAUCCUUCGACUCUGGGUCCUCAACAGGUUGCUUCGGAGGACAAACGAGCCAGAGUACAACAUCACCAACCUGUUGCAAGCAGAAAUCAGCUAUCGGUUUAUGCUGAGAGCUCAUGAGAAAGCGUGGAGCGAGUACGACCUAUUCAGAUUCUACCACUGGAUCAACAGUAGAGAAGCUGGAGCAGUUGUACAGGCUCGAGUCGGUCUCCGAAGAGAGCUGGAUAGGUAUUGGAAAGAAGAGAUUUCAGGAAUACGAGAAGCAAAUAGGCCACAGGGGAAGGUCCCCAAGGCACCACCGACGACCCAAAAGACUCCCGAACCAACAGAAGCUGAGCUCCCGGAUCCUCCAAACCCGGUUCUUAAACGCGAACGUUCAAAGAAUGAGUAUAAGCCUGUGGAUGCUGUGAUGGUUUCCAUCGAGACCCUCCAGAAUCUGGUCAAUGCGUACCGGGACUCGCUCGGCCCACUCAUCGCCGAGACCGCGAGUCUAGUGCCAAGAACCACGGCCGCCAUACGCCACACCAUCAACAUCGCGGCGAGGAACCAUGUCAUCUUCCAGCUGGAGAAUAUUAUCGAGAACCUCAAUGCUAAUCAAGGCAAGGUCGGGGGCUGGAUGUCGAACAUCAUAAACAAUAUCCCCUCCUUGGAUGGCCUCUUGCCUCCGGGUUACGAGAAUCUAAUGUUCCCACCAGCGCCGCCGCAGAAUGACGUUAUCGAGCAUCCUAGUCCUGUGCCCGGCGACCACACUGAUUCGGACCCCCCUGAACCCCCCGUGGGUGAUGGUAACAGCGACAAUAGAACAGGUAAGGGCAAUACAGAUGAUGGUAAUACAGGCGAUGACAACACAGGCGAUGAUCCAGGGGGAGACCUCAACUUGAAUGAGCUCAUUGAUCGAGACGGUUUUCAGAGGUGGUAUGACUCUCAACCUUCACCUACCCAACGGCUCGGUUACGAAGACCUCGAGGAAAGGUGGAAUCAAAUAAUAGAUAGGAGAGUUGCCCAAAUGACUGGCAAGAGCUCCGGGCCAACACUGCCUCCUAUACCAAACCCACUGCCUUCUGCACUAGACCUUAUCAUACCGGAGAAUUAUGUGCCAAGACGAAAAGAACGUGUAUUUGAAGGCGAUUUUGGGGCAGGGGUUCAGAGUUGGGCCUGGGCGGAUAUACUAUAUGCGAUGACUUGGAAAGAAUUCUAUGACAACCUACCCGAUGAUGAGAAAGGGGACUUAGCUGGGUCAAUAGAGAGUUACAGCCGACUCAUUGAAGCUGCAAAAAGGGUCCGCGGCAACACAAUUUGGUUUCAACCUGGAGCUCAACCUCAACCUCGCGGAUGGAGUGUUCGUGAUGUCUUAAAAAGGUCGUUUGAUGACUACUACAACGAGUUACCGGCCAGGGCUAAGCGGUCCGUAGAACGCUCCCGUAGGGAUUGGAAGCGUGUCAGAAGAAACGCGCAAGAUGUCGUAGGAGGGGCACCUCGGCCUUCGACUCGGCCUUCAACUGUGUCUCCACCUCGGCCUUCAGUUCGGCCUCCACCUCGGCCUUCAACUCUGCCUCCACCUCGGCCUUCGACUCGGCGUCGAACUAUACCUCAACCUUCGCCUUCAACUCGGCCUCCAGCUCCGCCUUCAGUUCGGCCUCGACCUUCGCCUUCGACUCGGCGUCUAACUAUACCUCCACCUUCGCGUUCAACUCGGCCUUCAUCACGUCUGUCUUCUGACCCCAAACUAAACACCAAUACCCCCACCCCAUCAACCCAUUCCAGAGGGGCCGCAACAACUCCCACCCAGAUCAGAACAGACGGAAGUAAGGGCUCCAAGUCAACCGGUAACCCGCCCGGAGUCCCCACGACUCAAAAAACAAGUAAGUAAACCCCCCCC
Molecule: messenger RNA, 2964 nt
Organism: Hypoxylon fragiforme
Lineage: Eukaryota; Fungi; Ascomycota; Sordariomycetes; Xylariales; Hypoxylaceae
Exons: 2
Coding region: 4-2955 (983 amino acids)
Source: RefSeq, a predicted model, not a curated record